AUGGACUUGCGUGGUGUCCUUUUCCUGAUUGGAAUAUGCCUAGGCUUACCGGCAAACACAAAUGCCCAGGACGCUAUCCAGCCUUUAGAUCCUGAUUCCGUGGAUCGGUUUUUGCAGGCACCAAGGCCCGCUGAAUCCGCACUGAUCAUCGAUAACUUGGGCGCGGUCUACACCCACUGGGGAAAGAGCAUCUGCUCCGAACAGGCAACACUCGUUUACAGCGGAUUCGUCGGCGGGACAUGGUACGCGAGUAAGGGAGGCAGUUCCACGUAUUUGUGCAUGCCUAUGGAGCCUGAAUACAGCCUGUUUAUCAAGAAGAAACAAUCGAGAACCGUACUACAAAGCUCAGAACUACAAACACCGUCCAAGCAGAUUCCAGCUUUCGGAGAUCUUUACCAGAACACGCCAGCCUGUGCGGUGUGCCAAGCGUUCCGCCGUCCAGCGCAGUUCAUGUUCCCAGCGAGAAUGACGUGCCCGGAUGGCUGGACCAAGGAAUAUGAUGGGUACUUGAUGACGGCAAACAAUCGCCACAGACGUACCGAAUAUCUCUGUGUGGACGGUCAGCCUGAAGCUGUUCCGAACACGAGCAAGAAUGUCAACGGCGCCCUGCUGUACUUCGUCGAGACGAACAGUAAAACCCACGUGCCCAGCACGUACACACCGGAACGAGAACUGACCUGCUCCGUCUGUACUAAGUAA
Molecule: messenger RNA, 699 nt
Organism: Sycon ciliatum
Lineage: Eukaryota; Metazoa; Porifera; Calcarea; Leucosolenida; Sycettidae
Product: short-chain collagen C4-like
Exons: 1
Coding region: 1-699 (232 amino acids)
Source: RefSeq, a predicted model, not a curated record